This is a messenger RNA of Brassica napus (rape), 7057 nucleotides long. Its product is annotated as cullin-1-like. Gene Ontology annotation, cellular component: cullin-RING ubiquitin ligase complex. Gene Ontology annotation, molecular function: ubiquitin protein ligase binding. The transcript has a single exon. Lineage: Eukaryota; Viridiplantae; Streptophyta; Magnoliopsida; Brassicales; Brassicaceae. Gene Ontology annotation, biological process: protein ubiquitination; ubiquitin-dependent protein catabolic process. The coding region runs from base 3782 to 5893 and encodes 703 amino acids. The record is from RefSeq and is a predicted model, not a curated record.
UAAGUUUAACCAUAAUAUUUUUUGUGCUGCGAUAGAUUUAAAUUUUAUUAGUUUUUUUCUGCAUUUAGACUUUUGAGUUGGGCAUAAAAACUUAGAUUGUUUAAGUUACUCAUUGCGGGUUAUAUUGAGUUACACAUAUUUCUUCAAAUUAAAGCACUAUUACUUUUGAUUCUAGUUGAACUAAGUUUUAUUAGUUUUAUUUCAUUAAUUUAGUUCUUCAUUUGAAAUAUGUAUAUAUCCAGAUUUCAUGUGUAUUUCUCAUUAUAGGUGAAGUGUCAUACAUCUUUAUCUUCUAUAUUUUUCCAGCUCAAUGGUAUGCUUUCUAUAAUCUUCGCAUCUUUGGGAUCCACAAAAGACUAAAUUGCCUGUAAAUUCAAUGUUUGCGAAGUUACGUUGAUAAAAGAUUCCACUGUAAGAUCAGGGUAAAGGUUGUGUUGAUUUCUAUUUGAUGGUCUCGGGCGAGAGAUUAGAAGCAAAGGAUUAUUCCAUACUGAAUCCAACCUUUUUGAUUAGUCUUUAGCUAACCAAAGAUCUAGCAGAGACGAUACUGCGCCAGCCAUAUGACGAUGAAUAUGAUCUAAUCGGUUCACGGGGUGAGUCCUUCCUAAAGUACCGUCCUUUGAAUACGAGAGGAAAUAAUGCAUUUGGUUUCUCUAUCAAGUGCCAAAAUUGCUUUCCAAUUAUGGCCGUGUUGAAAUCCGUAAGAUCUUAAACCCCAGCCAUCCUUCAUCCUUACGAUUAUAUAAUUUGUCCCAUGAUUUCCAGUGCAUGCCUUUUGUAUUUCCCUAUGAACUGAACCAAAAUUGUGCCACUGCACUCGUCAAUUUAUUUGUUACGACCUUUGGUAGACGAAAACAAGACAUUACGUGAUUUGGUAAAGCAGUAAAUGCUGAUUUUAUAAUCACUUUGUUUCCCCAUUUGGUGAAUAAUUGAAAAGUCCAUCCAUUAACCCGAUUAUUUAAACGGUGUUAGAUAAAAACAAAAACUUUUGUCUUUGAUCCCCCAAAUUUUAUCGCAUUCCCAAAUAUGAACCAUCCCACAUAUGUUCUAAAUCCCUAAAAUAUCUCGAAGCUUCUGCCGAAUGGGUUCCUCAAUCUUAUGUCCAAAUUGAAUUUGGAAAUUUAUCAGUUGGCCCGAUGUUGCCUCAUACUCCUUUAAAAUCCUGAUAAUAGUUUGACACUCAUCUUUUUGUGCCUUAAUAAAAAAAAGACUAUCAUCUGCAAAUAGCAAAUGAGAUAUCGAAUCGAAGGGCAGACCCUUGCAACCUUUAUUCAUGUUAGUUGUUUCUCUCUCUCUCUCAGCUUUUUUAAUGUUCGCAAUUUGGGACGCUUUCCUCAUAUAUGUUUUUAUGGCCAUAAACUUGUUAUGGCAUGACUUAUUAGUCCUUAAACCAUGAAAAUCUAUUGUGAUAUAAGGAUAUUUUCCGAAAUCAACUUCCAGCUACAAAACCAAACCCGAUUGUGUUUUCGAAAUAAGUGUGGGUAGGCAGGCCUUAAAUUUCUUGCAUAACACCUUAGAAAAAAUCUUAUAUCCUACAUUGCGUAGACUAAUCGGCCGUAGAUCCGUCAUCCUUCAAGGCCUCUCCGUUUUAGGAAUGAGAAAAAUAUUUGUAAUGUUUAACCUUGUAUCCAUUAUCCGUGAGAGCAAGAAAUUAUUGACCAUAUCAUUCAGGUCAUUCUUUAUAAUAGGCCAAGAGUGCUGGAAGAAAAGUGAUGUCAUGCCAUCCGGCCCAUGGGCUUUUUCUGGGUGCAUCAUAAACAAAGUUUGUCUUACCUCUUCUUCUAUUGCUAUCCUAAUCAACCGCUGAUUCAUCUGAUAAGUGAUGCUUGGUGUGAUCUCUUCCAAAAAACUUUCAAAAUCUGAGAGAGAAGUGGUACUGAAUAGAUUAUCAAAAUAGUCCACUGCAACCUUUUCUACUUCUUUUUCCCCUGUUAUCCAAUAUCCAUAUGCAUCGUGUAAACCGACAAUCCUAUUGCGAGUACGGCGUUGUUUCCUUAAAGCAUGAUAAAAGUUGGUGUUUAGAUCUCUUGAUGUAUGCCACAUAGUUCUUCUCUUUUGUUGCCAGGAUUCCUUCUCAUCCUUGUACACUUCAUGUAGUUUCCUAGAGACAUCCAUUAUUUCCUCCUGAGUUCUAUUGUUAUCGGUUUGUAUUUCUUCCAAAUUUUGUUGAAGCUCGCUAAUUUUCUCUUUCCCAUAUGGUGUAUUAUUCUUACGCCAUCUAGCAAUUUCAUAACGACAAUUACUAACUUUUGUAACAAAAUUCUUCGAACUGCCUUCCUCUGAAUCUACACAGCCUCUACCAAUGGAUUCCGUUAAACCAUCUUGUCCAAUACAUCUUUUAUCAAACCAAAAUUGACUCUGUUGUCUGGGUACUUUAUCCUCACGAUAAGCCAUUACUAGCCGAUGAUCAGAUCCUUCCAAUCCUAAAUAUUCUGAAAUCUAUGUUAUCAUUAGGGAGAAUUUCAUGUUUACCACAUUGUUGGUACUAUUAUUCAUGUUUAUCUUCAUUAAAUGGACAUUUUUACAAAUAUCUUCUCCAUUAUAAAAGACUAUUAUACCCAUUGCUUUAUUAAUAUCUAAAUAUAAAUAAUUAUUUAAAUAAAUAAUAAAAAUAAAAACAAAUAAAUAAUAAAAAUAAAAAAUAUAAUAGUUUUUAUAGUUUUUAAAUUCGAACUUUUUAUAAUUUUGUUGAUAAUUUUUUCAAUAUUUUCUAAUUUUCUUUUUGAAACUAUUUAAAAAAUAAUUUCUAAAAAUUUAAAUAUUUACUUAAAUAUUUAUUUAAAUCAUAAACUUCACCUUCCAAACCUUCUCCCCUCAACUCUAAAUCCUAAGUCUAUAUUAGUUAACUCAAGGGUUAUAAGUGUCUAGUUACCUCUUUAAAAUUGAAGGUAAAUAUGUUUAAAGUAAACAUGAAAAGUGGUAUUAGAAAUGUGAUUUUUUAGGCAAUUUCCCUUACCAUUAUCCAAAAUUAUUAUUUAUUGUGUUAUUAUCCAAAAUUAAUAAAAAUAGAAAGAAUAGUUAAUAAUAUAAUAAAUGAAAUUAAUUAUUGAUUAAGUGUAUCAAUGACAUUAACAUGUGUUACUUUUGACGUGGAAGUUCGAUUGCGAAAAAUCAAUUCACAAAUAAAAUUAUAGAUUUCGUUUUUAUCAGAUGAAUAUUUACUUUUUAUUAUAUAUUUCAUUUGGAAAAAUAUAAAAAAAGAAACAUAUAUUAAAAAAUUUAAAUUGCACAAAUUAUUAAAUAGUUCUUAAUAAUGGUAAUUAUAUAUAAUAUUUUAAUUCAUUAAAGAUAUCUUUGCAAUUAACCAACAUAAGAAUUAACACAGUAUUUUUGAGCAGGUUAGUUAUUUAUGAAUAUCAAAUGAGAGAUUUUUUCUUUUUGUCAUAAGAAAAAGAAAAAAAAUAACUAAACUGCUCAAAAGAUUGGCGGCGGCGUCUAUAUCAAAAUUUCUCAAACGAUAAAAUCUUUUUCUUAGAAAAAGCAGGUGGAAUACCCAAUACCAACUAUUUUAUCUCUGUAUAAAUUAACAGAACAAAAGUUACAAACAAUGAAUUCCUUUUAUAAGUCGGAUUUUCCUCUUCUUAUUUAAAUCGACUUUACUUGUUACCAUGUGAAUAAAGUUCACUUGUUUCCUUUUCUAUUAAUAAUGAAUUGACAUAUUAUUUUAAAUAAAAAGAGGAUAUCUAUAUAGAGAAGAUAUCCUGAACAAUUUUAGGGUUUUGAUUCUCUCUUGGCAUAUCUCUCGACCACAAAAGCUCUGCCGUUGCACUUUAAUUUCUGCAUGAUGGCCAGGACGAUUGACUUUGCGCAAGGAUGGAGAAGUAUGCAGAUUGGUAUCACUAAGCUGGAAAAGCAUGUGGAAGGACUUCCUGGGCACUCACUUAAUAGUGAGCAAUAUAUAAACCUUUACACGACUGUCUACGUUAUGUGCACCCAGAAACCUCCUCAUGAUCACGCAGAGAAGCUUUACAACAAGUACCGUGAAGUAGUUGAGGAAUAUACUAAGUCGACAGUUUUGCCUGCUCUAAGGAAGACCUAUGACGAUGAAUAUAUGUUGCUGCGAGUGCUUCUUGAAAGAUGUUCUAUCCAUAAAAAGAUGGUUAGACGCCUAUCCAGGAUCUUCCACUAUGUUGACCGUUACUUCGUUGUUCGCAACUCACUCCUAUCUCUAGAAGAAGUUGGAUUAGCAUGCUUCGUUGACAUGGUUUAUAACACGUUGCAACUCAGGGUCAGAGAAGCUGUGAUAGCUAUAGUUGAUAAAGAACGAGAAGGUGAUGAUACUGGUAUUGAUAGGGCGUUACUUGAAAACGUUAAAGACAUUUAUGUAGAGAUUGGAAUGGGUAAGAUGAAAAGAUACGAACAAGAUUUGGAGAGCUUCAUGCUUGAAGGUACAGCGUCUUACUAUUCUCGCAAGGCAUCAAGAUGGAUUCAAGAAUAUUCUUACUUUGAUUACAUUCGGAAGUCUGAAGAAUGUGUAAAGAAGGAGAAGAAGAGAGUGUCUCACUACCUUUACGCAAGCAGUGAGCCAAAGCUGGUUAAAAUAGUAGAGCAUGAGUUGUUUGUAGUGUAUGCCAACAAGCUUCUUGAGAAAAAGCACUCAGAGUUCAGGGAAAUUGCGGGAGGCUUGGAACCUAUAACAAACAUAUUCAAGCAGCAUGUUGAAGACACAGAUGGUCAAGACACGGCUGCAAUCAGAAAAGUGAUUGAGGUACAUGAUAAGUACAUAGUCUAUGUCACAAAGUGUCUCGAGAAUCAAACCAUCUUUCACAAGUCCUUGAAAGAGGCAUUUAAGUUUUUUUGUAGCAAAGCAGUGUCUGGAAGCUCUUUAAGUGAUGAAUCACUGGCAACAAUUUGUGACAGAAUUAUAAUUCUCAAGAAAUGGGCAAGUGAGGAGCUGAGUGAUGAAGCUAUUGAGAAGGUGGUCAAGUUUCUUGCGUAUAUAAGUGAUGACAAGGAUCUUUUUGCAGAGUUUUACAAGAAGAAGCUGGCACGUAGGCUGCUAUUGAAUCGUGAUGCUAGUGAUGAUCAUGAGAGAGGAAUCAUUACAAAGCUCAAACAACAGUUUGGUGGGAAUUUUACUUAUAAGAUGGAGGGAAUGGUGACAGAUUUGACAUUGUCAAGACAAAACCAAAACAGCUUCGAUGAGUAUGUAGCCAAUAACCCUGCUGCAAAACCAGGGAUUGAUUUGAGCGUCACUCUUCUUACAACUAGUGUUUGGCCAAGUUACAAAACGUUUGACGUGAAUCUACCUAGUGAAAUGGUCAAGUGUGUUGAAAUUUUCAAAGUGUUUUAUGAAACCAAACACAAACGUAGGAAACUUACUUGGCUCCACUCACUAGAAACUUGUCACAUCAACGGAAAGUUCGAUCAAAAGCCCAUUGAUUUGAUCGUGUCGACUCACCAGGCUGCUGUGCUUCUGCUUUUUAACACAAGGGACAAACUGAACUACACUGACAUCCAAACUCAACUGAACCUACGCCAUGAAGAUCUUGUGUGGGUGCUUCAUUCCUUGUCAUGUGCUAAAUACAAGGUUCUUAUCAAGGAGCCAGCCACAGAGACUGUCUCCAAGACUGAUGUUUUUGAAGUCAACUCCAAAUUUACCUCUAGAACGGGCGGAGUAAAGAUUCCUCUCUCUCAUGUUGAUGAACGGAAGAAAGUUGUUGAAUAUGUUAAUAACGACAGGCGCUAUGCAAUUGAGGCUUCUAUUGUCAGGAUCAUGAAGGGCAAGAAAGUAUUGGGACAUGAACAACUUGUUUCUGAAUGUGUCAAGCAACUUAGUGGGAUGUUCAAGCCUGAUGUUAAAGCGAUUAAAACACGUAUAGAGGAAUUAAUAGCAAGAGAUUAUUUGGAGAGGGACAAGAUGAAUCCUAACAUGUUUAGGUACUUGGCUUAGGGAACAAAGCAUAUAUCUGGUAGUCUAUUCCAUAGGAACACUAUCCUAAAAACAAUAUCAUCGUCUUGUUGGUUGUUUAAUUUUGCUUUCCUGUUUUUUUUUUAAACACGGUCAUGUUUUUUUCUUGGGAUGCAAUUGACCUUUAUGGCGGUUUGUUUUUUGGAUAUGAUUGGAACUGGAGCUGGUUCUAAUAAAAAGUCGAGAUUAUGUUUUCUGGGUCUUCGUUAGCUUUACAAACUGUGUUCUAUGAUUCUUAACCCUUUUGUUAAUAGAGUCACAACUGUAUGAUUUGGGUUCAGAAACUACAAUAAGCUACUUAUGGAAAUCUGAGUUUUUAGAGUAUUAUAAUAGAAUGAUACUAAAGCUCUUAAUUAAUAUACCAGAUAAAUUCACCAAUGUGUCCAAUAAGCGAGACCAUUCAUUCACGCUUACAUGGAGGUAGCAUCAAAGGGUAAAAUUCGCCAUGAUCAGGACAAUAUAUAAAACAGCUAGGACCCAAGAUGCACCUGAAAGCUGCUUCGAUUCUCUCCAUGAGACGACUCAUUGCAUCUGAGUUGCUUUACAAUUUUUGUCACUUUCUAUUGAUCUUCUUUGGGCUAGAGCCCAAUGCUUCACAUCCUUAACAGCUUUCUCCACAACUUUGUUUGCUGGAAAAACUUCGUUUUCAUAAAAAAAAUGAUUUUAAGGAUAAGUCAAGCAAUUUUGGAGAUCAUUUUAGAGCGUGAUUAUUGGGAGGUUCUUAGGGUGAGGUUCUUAUAUUCUGCUAAGAAUCCCGCCUCAAGAACACUCCAAUAAUCAUGCUCUUAGUACUAAUCUUAUAUAUAUAUAUUGGGCUAAUAUCCGCGCCUUGCGCGGAGUAAUAAUGUUCAUCAAUGUUUUUUUUCAGAAUUAUCAUUUGGUUUUAUCUAGGCCUGUUCAAUCUGAACUUCGUAACUGUUUUAAUAUGGGUUUUUUUUCUUCAGAUUUUUGAUAUUUCGGUUUAUGAAAAUUAGCAACCAUAUUGUAACUAUAUCUAAUUUGAUUUGGUUCGGUUUAUAUACCAGAUUUUUGGUUUAUUCGGUUUUAUACCAAAAACCAUAACUAUAUUUAUCUUUUAUAACAAAUGUUAAAUUUUAUGAAAAGAAAUCAGAUUUAUUAAAACAUAUAUAUUUAUUCCUUAGUCUA